AUGGAACGACUUAUUCCGGCAAGUGUGAGCUUCGUAACAACGGAUAAAGCAAGCCUGGAAGACAUCCACGUUAUCAGGACGUGGCCUGGCAAGGAUGGAGAGUGGAAGACUCCGACUCGAAUUGCAUAUGCUUCCGAGAAUCGCAAAGCCGCUCUGAAUCACAAUCUGUGGGGAUACCAGGUGGAGCCGGGCAUGAUCUCAUGUUCUUGGACAAAGCUUCUGCUGGACUCUGAGACGAAGAGUUCGCAGUAUGAUGAUCCCAGCAUUCGUGCCGCGAUCGACGAGGGCCGUCUGCGCCUGCCGGACAAUCGAGAUGCGCAAGGCGUAGCAGCGGAUUUCCUAAAGGGCUUGUAUGCGCACAUGGAGAACAAAUUGAUCCGAGAGUUUGGGAAGGGAAUUUUCGAUUCAACUCCAAUGGAUUGCUGGCUGACUGUCCCCGCGGUAUGGUCCGACCAAGCCCAGAAUGCUACAAAGGCUGCUGCGAAGGAGGCUGGGUUUGGUUCUCGACCGGGCGACUCGAUUAGCCUGAUUCCGGAGCCAGAAGCAGCGGCUGUGGCUGUUCUCAAGAACAUUGUGCGACCAGACGCCCUGAACAAGCCCCAGAUAGGCGAAACCAUUUUAAUCUGCGACUGUGGAGGUGGAACGGUGGACAUAACCAGCUAUACGAUUGACCAAGUAGAGCCGACUCCCAUGUUUUCUGAGGUCUGUGUUGGUAUUGGUGGUAAAUGUGGCGCCACCUCUAUCGACCGUAGCCUGCAACGACUCAUGAGUAAUCGCUUUGGCGACGCAUGGGACAGCAUCGGCGUUCAUCGCAAGGGACCCGGGAGUAACUUUAUGAACAAGUGGGAAAUUGUCAAGCGCCAAUUUGGUGAUGUCGGAGACGACCGAACGCAUACCUUGGGCCCACUGAAUCUGAAAGGCGUCGCCGAGUCGAAGUGGUAUGAUGAGGAGGAGGGCAUGGUCCGGUUGACGAAAGACGACCUGAGAACUGUGUUCGAGCCUACGGUCGGAGAGGUCAUCAAGCUCGUUGAGGCGCAAAAACGAGAUAUUGAGAAGAAUGGAAACAAGCUAGACCGAGUCGUGUUGGUAGGAGGCUUCGGAGAUUCGAAUUAUCUCUUUUCGCGGCUGAAGUCUUGGUGCGAAGGCUUCAAGAUACGCGCGUUCUGUCCUGAACACCCGCAAGCCGCUAUUGUGAGAGGGGCCGCAUUGCGCGGUCUGGUUGGCAUAGCACCUCGCAAAAGACGAUGCCGACGCCACUAUGGCUUCUUGAUCAGCCGACCUUUCCAGGCAGGAAUAGAUCCCGCUGAAGACGCCUUCAUCGAUCCGUACGAUGGCAUUAAAAUGUGUAAAAACCAAAUGCUUUGGCUUGCGGCAAAGGGAGAUGUGAUCACCGAAUCAACCUCUCGCUCGCAUUUUGUCAAUCUCGCGAAUAGGGUCAAAGAGACAAAUAUGACGGCAGACUGGCAACUUUACAGCUGCAGCAAAGAUACCGCACCGCAUCGAUUCGACUAUUCAGUCCUUGAGUCGGUCGGCAACAUUCACAUCGAUUUCAGCAGCAUCAACGUCUUUAAGCUGCCCACGAAGCGCGAAUUUGGGUUCUUUGGCAGCCGGUAUUACAAUCUGGCGUUCGAGAUCCAGGUCGAUUUCGGAGCCAAGAGCGGAUCGUUGGAGGUGCGGGCGCUCUGUGAUGGCAUUGUAACCGGCCACGCUGAGAUAGUGUACGACUGA
Cercospora beticola is the source of this 1728-nucleotide messenger RNA. NCBI's taxonomy places the organism in Eukaryota, Fungi, Ascomycota, Dothideomycetes, Mycosphaerellales, Mycosphaerellaceae. The record is from RefSeq and is a predicted model, not a curated record.